GAUUAAUAAACAGCUUAUUAUCUGGUAGUUUAAGGUGAUGUAACUUCUGAGGAAUAAAAUGACAAUUUAAUAAAGUAUAAUUAGUUAUUGCGAUUCGUUAAAUUAACGAAAUUUAGACUUUUUGUCGAUGAGAACAAUAGACAACAGAACGAGCUAUUCACGUUUCAAUGCUAGAAACAGCAGGGCAAGGACGGACACUCCUCAUAAUGACAGGAAUAUUCGUGUGUGUGAGUGUGUGCUGUAUUGAUAACGAGGGUGUGUGUUCAGUGUGUGACAUGUGAGGGGAUCGAUAUGGAGUAAACCAGCGCCGGGGAUGGAAAUAGCUCAGGGAAGAGGAUUAUCAUGGCAGACCCAGAUGUGUCAACGCAGAGUGGGGGCUAUGAUGUGGAGCUGUUUGUGGACCCUCCAGACUAUGAUUUGAUCUGCACCAUUUGCCAAGGGGUCCUCAAGUGUCCAGUGAGGAGUGCGUGCCACCACAUCUUCUGCAAGAAGUGCAUCUUAUUGUGGCUAAAAAGACAGGAGACCUGCCCCUGCUGCAGGAAACCCGUAAACCCAAACUUGAUCUUUGUCAUGUUCAAACUGAGUAAAUCUAUUGGCCGCAUGAAGAUCAAG
Messenger RNA from Austrofundulus limnaeus, 612 nucleotides. RefSeq names its product RING finger protein 151. Gene Ontology annotation, molecular function: zinc ion binding. Lineage: Eukaryota; Metazoa; Chordata; Actinopteri; Cyprinodontiformes; Rivulidae. Gene Ontology annotation, cellular component: plasma membrane signaling receptor complex. Gene Ontology annotation, biological process: regulation of canonical NF-kappaB signal transduction. The record is from RefSeq and is a predicted model, not a curated record.